GCUUCCAGGAAGUAGCGAGUAAAACUCUGAUGCUUGAGAGCACAGAAGCUCACAAGUGCAUGGGAUGUCACGGACGCCAGGCAGUUUUAGAUUCCACCACCACUCUCUACCAUGAUCAACACUUACCAGACCAGCAUGGCUCCACCGCCGGUGCCUCCGCGCCUCAACAGGUCCCAUCCAGUCCUCAUCCCGGCUCAAAUGACCACGCCGGGCCACAACAAGCCUCUCGUCCGAUUCUUGGUGAUUGUCGUGGUGCUACAUUUACUGCUGUCAGUCGGAGGAUUCAUCUUUCUGUACAACAAUGACCAGGAGAGACAUCCCCCAGCUGCAGGAAAAGCUGCAGCUCUGUCAUCAGAAAAACAAGAAACUUACUACAAAGCCUUGGCAAGAAUGACAGUUGACAGCCGUACAGCUAAAACAUCCACAGGUGGUUAUCUGCAGUGGGACAUGAAGCACUCGGUUCUUAGAAACAUCAACUACUACCAAGACAGUUGGCUGACGGUGCUGCAGUCCGGUGAUUACUACGUCUACUCCAGAGUGACCUUCUCCAAGGGCGACUCGGUGAAGCCACAGGUCAGCAGAGUCAAGCUGAGGAAGAGCAACGGGGAGGUUGGGGAUAUUUUGAUGGAGGCCUACUGUAACCUGGGCGCUCGCUCUGGCAGCGCGUCCAUUCCUCAUAUGUGCACUGCCACACAGGGAGAGGUGGUCACACUAGAGGAGGGAAACCAGCUGAGCGUCUGGAUAGAAAACCUUUCACUGGUGGACUACAGCGACAGAGUCACAGUCUUUGGAAUGUACAAACUGUAGGGACGUCUGUAUGAGCAUGUGUGUGUGUGUGUGUGGACCUCAGCCCAUUUAAACGCCUGGACUUGGAGAUGCAGUGAAUCUGCUUGAGAACACCGUUCAAUACUGCGGAUUGAUCGAUCGUCGUUCUUUUUGUGGAUUUCAGAGCCGAGGCCACAUUCAUGGACUAUAAUUUAUUAAGUGACAAAUAAUUGUGUGUUAUUUUGUGCUUAUAUGCCAGUAUUGUGAAUCACUCUUCUAUAUUUAUUAUGUAUUAUUCCUCUACAAGCUACUCAGGAACCCAAACUUUAGACUGCAAAGUGUACGGCAAAUUUUUUGCUCAUUUGGUUUUACUGUGGUUUGAAAUUUCUAGGACACAAGAACCCACACGAGCAAAUGUGCCGUUUCUCAAGAGGCUCUGCCACAAGAAUCAGUCCCACUCGAGAUGAGUUACCACUUGAGAGGGUUAACUGCCCCGCCCUGCAACACCAAUGUGUAUGUGCAUCAAACUACGAGUUGUUUUCAGUGACACAAAAAGACAGUUUCAAUCGCAAUUGCAAUACAUGUCUGACUUUCUUCGUUGCUGCUUUUUUUUGGUUUCUUAAAGAAACUGCACUUUCUACUUUGGUCAUACAAUUCAUUCAUUUCCAGGCAGCCACUGGUUUACAUUCAUUUUCGUACGCCGUAUGAAGUUAACCAAUAUUAUCCGAUCAUUCUCAGGGGAUUUGAUCGCACAAACGUAUUCUCGACAGUCGGGUAGCAAAACAAAUGAUUAUAGACCCACUUCUGUAAAUAGUCAUGCAAGGUGCAGCCAGUGAUUGCAUAAAAACAAACAAUAAAACCCAACAGGAAAUGUCUGAACUCCCUUCACAUUUUUUUUUAUCAUUAUUAUUAUUAUUGUGUUUUCCUUAACCCAGAUUAAGCAUCGAUCUCUUUUAAAUCUACAACACUGAGAAAUAUAUUCCAAAUCACUGUGACAUCUCAAAUCUUGUCAUGGCUUUUGCAGCCAUUGAUGGAAAUCCAAUCUUCUACGGUUUGCGUGACUAUUAACAUAAGUGGGUCUAGUGCUACUUGACUGGCUGCACUUUUUCCUACAGGUCUGAGUUUGUAACUUCAACCUGCACAGUGACUAAUAAUAAGCCAGUGAGUAAUAAAAUUUAAAUAUAUAUGUAUAAAAAAAAAAAGGUUCUACCCACCCCUCCCGUCCCCUCGCCAUUCAAAUCUAACAAGUGCAAGUUAGAAACCCUAGCACGGAAACUAUGAUUAUCUAUGGAGGUGUGUAUAGAUGCAGAGGCGACACAUUCUCACAGGAUGUCAUCUAUUCUAGUCACUCCUUCCACCCUGUGAAGUCUUCCUGCAACCAAAUCUGAACAACCUACAAAUUCCUGAAGCGCACUUGCUGCAUGGAAAAGCCCAUCACGUUGGGUUUUCCACACUGAACAAAUGCAGAAUACAAGAGACGAUAAACGUGGUGGAUCAAACGUUUUCCGUUCAUCACUUUGCUGAAACAGAUGUCAAAAGGCUAACAACUGCACUUGUUAUACGUAUAUAUAUAUAUAUAUAUAUGUAUAUAUAUAUAUAUUUUUUUUUUAAUAAAAAGAAUGACCAUACCAAACAAAGUACAGAGUGUCUAGAAAAAAAAAAAGAAAAAAAAAAGCAUCACAAUAAUCGCAACAACAAUAAUUGCAUAGAACCUUUGAAAAAAACAAAAACAAUACACACAGUGUGGUCUUGAGACGGGAUGUCACACAGACCACUUGAAUCCGGUGUUCAGCCCCCUCCCCACCAGUAAGUGCUUAAUGAGGCCACUGGGAUUUAAAACUACAGUAUGUGAUAUGUGAACGCAACCUUAAAAAGACAGAAUGAGCAAACAGCCUUUUUUUUUUUGUUUUGAUCUCGACAGCAAAGACGCAGUGAGACAGUCACACGUCUGUACAGGCAGCGGAGAAUGUGGUCGCCCGAG
Solea senegalensis (Senegalese sole) is the source of this 2746-nucleotide messenger RNA. RefSeq names its product CD40 ligand (gene cd40lg). The record is from RefSeq and is a predicted model, not a curated record. Gene Ontology annotation, biological process: immune response. Bases 112 to 807 code for a protein of 231 amino acids. Gene Ontology annotation, cellular component: membrane. NCBI's taxonomy places the organism in Eukaryota, Metazoa, Chordata, Actinopteri, Pleuronectiformes, Soleidae. The transcript is spliced from 4 exons. Gene Ontology annotation, molecular function: tumor necrosis factor receptor binding.